UAUUUGAUUGGAUAACGAAGGGUCCUAGUUCAGGCAUUAACCAAUCAAAACUAGUGUUUGUAAACUAAUCUUGGUUACGGUACCGGUAAAUUGACGACGGAAAGGCAGCAAGCUAGUAUUAGUAUUUAUCGUUUAUGAUCAGUAGUCAUCAAGAGGUAUUUAACUCCCCAAUCAUGGAGCAAGCGGUGCAACAGCAAGUCCUCAAGGCGGCUGAGAUAGUGGAAGACCAGGUGGACGCGGAGCUGCACCGUCUGGACAACAUGGACGCCGAUGAGGUGGAGCUUCUGCGCCAGCGACGCCUGGACGCCAUGAAGAAAGAGCAGCAGCGACGGCAGGAGUGGCUCGCUGCGGACCACGGCACCUACCAGGAGCUCCCCGACGAGAAGGCCUUCUUCGACCAGUGCAAGAAGAGCGAGAAGGUCGUGUGUCACUUUUACCGGGACGGCGCCUUCCGGUGCAAGAUUGUGGACAAGCACCUGGGGCUCUUGGCUCCAAAGCAUCUGGAGACGCGCUUUCUGAAGAUCAAUGCCGAGAAGAGCCCCUUCCUGGCCGAGAGGCUGAGGAUCGUCGUCAUCCCGACUAUAGCUCUGGUGAUCGGCGGCAAGACCAAAGACUACAUUGUUGGUUUUGACGAUCUAGGAGGUAAAGACGACUUCCCUACAGAGAUGCUGGAAUGGCGUCUGGGCUGUGCCGAUGUGAUCAGGUACAACGGCAACCUGUCAGAGCCUCCCGUUGCAGGCAGCUCCAGCAGCAAGAAAUCGCUCCUAGGACCUCAGAAGAAAAAGACCAUCAGAGGCGGCUUCGAUGACGACUCGGACUCAGAUCUUGAAUAGAUGGAACAGUUUUGUUUUUAUCCCCAUAUGUCUUGCAUAUAGUGCAGUUAAUUCUACUGCACAAACUGCCACCCCUGUGUAUCACGGACAACAGUUGAUGCUUUAUAAUACAGAGCUCAAUGUGGUUUGUAUUAUUUUAAAACAGGGCAUCGGAGUUGCUCCAACUGUAUGAUUUUACAUACACUACCAUAACAAACGGGGAGUUUAAAAAACCUUCGAGUCUAAAAUUAAAAAAGCUUAAGAGUCUAAAAACACCCAGACUCUAGCGGGAUGGGGCUGUACAUGUAGCUGUUUUGCUGGGGGAAAUCUAUACCGAUACCAAUACAGACUCCCUUCUGGCUAAAUUUGACGACAAGCGUUUUUAUUGCAGUAUGAAAUCUGUGCAUACGUACCCCUCUUUGGUGACAAAGUGAGUUGAAAGGCAGACUCUCUCAACUCUUUUGUCACCGUAAGCCCAGCGCCUAUGUAUUUAAUGUACUGGUUUGAGCAUAUUUUGAUGAAAUGAGCCGUGCAUACUCUGUGACAAAUGUGUGUGUGAACCAGUGCAUGGGACUGGUCACACAAUGUCACUGUCCCUGUUCCUGAACAGAGUCCAUAUUUAACCGAGUGAACAAAGGCUUUGUUUUAAAUGGUAAAUUGUUCAUGUAACUGCUGCUAGUCUGAUUGAGGUUAAGUCCUCAAUACAGAAAAUAUCGUGGGUAGCAGGAAAGCAUCAUUCCCAGCUCAUUGGUUUGGGACUUUUGGGACUUUUUUUUUUUUUUUUAACUAAUGCAUGAUAUGCCGCAUUGGUACUGUUUUAAGCUAAUGUGCAGUCACUUUUGGGGUCUCUAUGUCUCUCAUAUACAAACAUGUACAUUGUACCUGUGGUUAUUCUUGCAGUCUGGCUAUGUUCAUCUCCAUGUAAAUAGAGUUUCAUUAAAGGGAAUGUACAUUUGCUUUUGCUGCAAUUUUCAGCCAGUUGGAAAAAUACAGUUUUUCUUGAAAAUGUCAGCCCACCAGGAGCCACGAUUUUAAAGGCUGCUUUAGAAUGUCAGUCCCUAACAUUCAGUAACGUAUUUCAUGAUAAUACGAUCAUUUCGUUUUUUGAUGUUUGCAAAUGAUGUAUUUUCCCUUUAAAUUCUUAUGCGGAUUUUCAACUAUCAACAAAAUAACAACAUUCCCAGAUUUCUUGUACUAAAAUGGGUCCACAUGUGCAAGCUAGUACAUUGUGUAUUGUUAAAGUGUGGUCCAGUAUUGUUGUGUUAUGGGUAGAAGUUUUGGAACUUUACAUAUCAUGAUUUUUUACAUAAUGUAUGAUAUUCGUGACUUGCUCUAUGAUUUGUGUCGAGCUAACUUAUUUAACUUGCAAUAAAGCAAACUGCAGUGACUCAUAAUACCAUUGAA
Molecule: messenger RNA, 2216 nt
Organism: Patiria miniata (bat star)
Lineage: Eukaryota; Metazoa; Echinodermata; Asteroidea; Valvatida; Asterinidae
Gene: txndc9
Product: thioredoxin domain-containing protein 9-like
Exons: 3
Coding region: 135-833 (232 amino acids)
Biological process (GO): microtubule cytoskeleton organization
Cellular component (GO): cytoplasm
Source: RefSeq, a predicted model, not a curated record